UGCUCCUGCGCUGAACUUUAGGAGCCAGUCUAGGGCCUAGGCGCAGACGCACUGAGCCUAAGCAGCCGGUGAUGGCGGCAGCGGCUGUGGUGGCUGCGGUGGGUCCGGGCCCAUGAGGCGACGGAGGAGGCGGGACGGCUUUUACCCAGCGCCGGACUUCCGAGACAGGGAAGCUGAGGACAUGGCAGGAGUGUUUGACAUAGACCUGGACCAGCCAGAGGACGCGGGCUCUGAGGAUGAGCUGGAGGAGGGGGGUCAGUUAAAUGAAAGCAUGGACCAUGGGGGAGUUGGACCAUAUGAACUUGGCAUGGAACAUUGUGAGAAAUUUGAAAUCUCAGAAACUAGUGUGAACAGAGGGCCAGAAAAAAUCAGACCAGAAUGUUUUGAGCUACUUCGGGUACUUGGUAAAGGGGGCUAUGGAAAGGUUUUUCAAGUACGAAAAGUAACAGGAGCAAAUACUGGGAAAAUAUUUGCCAUGAAGGUGCUUAAAAAGGCAAUGAUAGUAAGAAAUGCUAAAGAUACAGCUCAUACAAAAGCAGAACGGAAUAUUCUGGAGGAAGUAAAGCAUCCCUUCAUCGUGGAUUUAAUUUAUGCCUUUCAGACUGGUGGAAAACUCUACCUCAUCCUUGAGUAUCUCAGUGGAGGAGAACUAUUUAUGCAGUUAGAAAGAGAGGGAAUAUUUAUGGAAGACACUGCCUGCUUUUACUUGGCAGAAAUCUCCAUGGCUUUGGGGCAUUUACAUCAAAAGGGGAUCAUCUACAGAGACCUGAAGCCGGAGAAUAUCAUGCUUAAUCACCAAGGUCAUGUGAAACUAACAGACUUUGGACUAUGCAAAGAAUCUAUUCAUGAUGGAACAGUCACACACACAUUUUGUGGAACAAUAGAAUACAUGGCCCCUGAAAUCUUGAUGAGAAGUGGCCACAAUCGUGCUGUGGAUUGGUGGAGUUUGGGAGCAUUAAUGUAUGACAUGCUGACUGGAGCACCCCCAUUCACUGGGGAGAAUAGAAAGAAAACAAUUGACAAAAUCCUCAAAUGUAAACUCAAUUUGCCUCCCUACCUCACACAAGAAGCCAGAGAUCUGCUUAAAAAGCUGCUGAAAAGAAAUGCUGCUUCUCGUCUGGGAGCUGGUCCUGGGGACGCUGGAGAAGUUCAAGCUCAUCCAUUCUUCAGACACAUUAACUGGGAAGAACUUCUGGCUCGAAAGGUGGAGCCCCCCUUUAAACCUCUGUUGCAAUCUGAAGAGGAUGUAAGUCAGUUUGAUUCCAAGUUUACACGUCAGACACCUGUCGACAGCCCAGAUGACUCAACUCUCAGUGAAAGUGCCAAUCAGGUCUUUCUGGGUUUUACAUAUGUGGCUCCAUCUGUACUUGAAAGUGUGAAAGAAAAGUUUUCCUUUGAACCAAAAAUCCGAUCACCUCGAAGAUUUAUUGGCAGCCCACGAACACCUGUCAGCCCAGUCAAAUUUUCUCCUGGGGAUUUCUGGGGAAGAGGUGCUUCGGCCAGCACAGCAAAUCCUCAGACACCUGUGGAAUACCCAAUGGAAACAAGUGGCAUAGAGCAGAUGGAUGUCACAAUGAGUGGGGAAGCAUCGGCACCACUUCCAAUACGACAGCCGAACUCUGGGCCAUACAAAAAACAAGCUUUUCCCAUGAUCUCCAAACGGCCAGAGCACCUGCGUAUGAAUCUAUGACAGAGCAAUGCUUUUAAUGAAUUUAAGGCAAAAAAGGUGGAGAGGGCGAUGUGUGAGCAUCCUGCAAGGUGAAACAAGACUCAAAAUGACAGUUUCAGAGAGUCAGCGUCAUUACAUAGAACAUUUUGGACACAGGAAAAAUAAAGUGGAUUUUAAAAAAUCAAUCAAUGGUGCAAAAAAAAACUUAAAGCAAAAUAGUAUUGCUGAACUCUUAGGCACAUCAAUUAAUUGAUUCCUCGCGACAUCUUCUCAACCUUAUCAAGGAUUUUCAUGUUGAUGACUCGAAACUGACAGUAUUAAGGGUAGGAUGUUGCUUCUGAAUCACUGUUGAGUUCUGAUUGUGUCGAAGAAGGGUUAUCCUUUCAUUAGGCAAAGUACAAAAUUGCCUAUAAUACUUGCAACUAAGGACAAAUUAGCAUGCAAGCUUGGUCAAACUUUUUCCAGCAACAUGGAAUCAAAGACAAAAGAAACUUACCAAUUGAUGUUUUACGUGCAAGCAACCUGAAUCUUUUUUUUAUAUAAAUAUAUAUUUUUCAAAUAGAUUUUUGAUUCAGCUCAUUAUGAAAAACAUCCCAAACUUUAAAAUGCGAAAUUAUUGGUUGGUGUGAAGAAAGCCAGACAACUUCUGUUUCUUCUCUUGGUGAAAUAAUAAAAUGCAAAUGAAUCAUUGUUAA
Pongo pygmaeus (Bornean orangutan) is the source of this 2364-nucleotide messenger RNA. It is a transcript of the gene RPS6KB1, whose product is annotated as ribosomal protein S6 kinase B1. The transcript is spliced from 15 exons. NCBI's taxonomy places the organism in Eukaryota, Metazoa, Chordata, Mammalia, Primates, Hominidae. The record is from RefSeq and is a predicted model, not a curated record. Bases 113 to 1690 code for a protein of 525 amino acids. Gene Ontology annotation, molecular function: ATP binding; protein serine/threonine kinase activity. Gene Ontology annotation, biological process: protein phosphorylation; signal transduction.